Molecule: messenger RNA, 612 nt
Organism: [Candida] anglica
Lineage: Eukaryota; Fungi; Ascomycota; Pichiomycetes; Serinales; Debaryomycetaceae
Source: the annotation of a GenBank genome assembly
AUGAUCACUCCAUGUCUUCGACUGAGAAAGUUGCCCACUGUCAAUGUGACUAGAAGAUAUCUUAGCUCGAUCACAAAGUUUGAUACUAAGAAGUUUGUCCAAUCGCUCCAGGUGAACGGUGGAUUCACUCAACAACAGGCAGAAACCGCGGUGAACAUUGUCAACAAGGCUAUCAAUGACGGGAUCUUCUCGAUAACCCAGAACCUCGUGACGAAGGAAACGCUUUCGUCCACUGCAUACCAGCAAAAGGUCGACUUUGCCAAGUUGAAGGGAGAACUUCAAACUAUGGAUAAAUCAGAGUUCACCAAUCUUAAGAAGGAACAAGAAAAUCUCCGCACCGAUUUGACAAAUUUGAAGAACCGUUUGAAAGAGGAAAUAACGAAAAACCAAGCAGGUGUAAGACUUGAUCUUAAUUUGGAAAAGGGAAGAAUAAGAGAGGAGAGUUCAAUCCAUGAGCUGAAGAUUGAAGAUACAUACACGAGAAUUGAUGAAGAAAUCGCCAACAUGCAGAUGCAAAUCAAGUCAGUCAAGACACAAGUCAUGCAAUGGUUGAUUGGUGUAUCGUCCGGUACAUUUGCCCUUCUACUUGCGUUUGUCCGGUUUUUCGGCUAA